Molecule: messenger RNA, 5589 nt
Organism: Babesia microti strain RI
Lineage: Eukaryota; Apicomplexa; Aconoidasida; Piroplasmida; Babesiidae
Exons: 1
Coding region: 1-5589 (1862 amino acids)
Source: RefSeq, a predicted model, not a curated record
AUGAACAAGUGUAGUACUUUGGCUAUUUGUGUGCUAAUAUAUUCCUAUUUCACCAUAAUUCUAUUCAUUGAUAUUAAUAAUGUUACUGCUAAAGAAUCAUUGUUUGUUAAAUUUAUUGACAAGCUUACAUUGAGGCCUUUAAAAAUAUUUUCCAGUGUAGAUUUUAUUUUAGAUAAAUCGUGUAAAAUCUAUCCUGAAAAAUAUUUUAAAUCCCCUAAUAUUAUAUUGAAUUGCGGGUUGAAAGAAGAUGAAUACGUGACAAUAACAUUUAAUAGAAUGGAUAAAGGUGUCGAUGUUUAUCAAAAUGAUAAUAGAAUUGGGGAAAUAUAUAUUAAACUUGAUGAAAAUGCUAAAGUAGAUAUUUGUACAGAUGAGUAUGAUGUUAAAAACAAUGCAGCUAAAGCUUGUAGGUCUAUUGUAUUUUGGGUUAUAAAUGAAUAUGAAGCAUUUCAUAAGGAUUUUGUCGGUUAUGAUGAAGUAAAUUUUAAUGAUAAUCACCUUUUAGAUUUUAUAGAUGGAUCAAAUGGAAAUGAUAGUGAUAUCGUUCCAUUCAGUGAUAUGGAUAGUGCAAGUAUUCAUUGUGUUAUUUUAGAAAAAAAAUUGGACGGAAAAAGUAGUAAAAUUUUACUUUCUCCAAUUGAUGGUGUGAUAAAGGUAAACAUUAAAUUUGGUUCUAAAUUGAUACUACAUCUGCCUCAGUAUCAACGUAGGUGUAGUAAUAUUUUAGAAGAAAUAAACCAUAACUCUAAAAAUCCUUCUAUAAUAUAUUUUAUUGAUUCUAAAAGAUUGGGGUUUGGUCCAUUGUCAAUAGAUAUUUCGUCGCCUGAGCUAAUUAAUGUUGGAAAGGAUGUUGAAGGUAAAUUGCAUUCAUAUUUAGAAACAAUGCGUUCAUUUUUUCUUAGUACAUUAAAUAAGAACAGUAAUAAACGAGGGUUUGUUUUGUUUAUAUUUAAUUAUAGUGAAAAUAAACUUCUUGACAAUGAUUGUUUGGAAAUGUUAGUGGAUGACACUGUGGCAAAGGGAAUUGUAACCGAACAAAAGGAUUUUAAAUUGCCAUCAAAUGUGUUUAAAUGUUUUUAUAAUGAGAAAUACACUGAUACUAACGUUAAAAAUGUUUCAAUUGACAUUAUAAAUUCUGAUGGAAUGAUGUUAUAUGUGAUGAAAUUAAUAGAUAAAAAUAACAUGUUUCUCUAUCUCAACGGUAGACUAUAUUAUUAUUUAGACAAAUUACAAGAAAAUGGAUUUUAUCAGCACCAAAUAUUUUUAAACCCUGGUCAAAAAAAAUCAGUAAAAUAUAUUGUUAAGAAUAGAGAAGGCUUAGUAUUAUCUAAAAUUGAAUUGACUUUUUCAAGGUAUAUUCACAUUGCAUUUAGGGAUAUGUGUCACAGAUACGUUCAUCACUUAAGUGUUUUGAUUAAAUAUUUAACAUUUUCUGCAAUUUUGAUAGACUUAAAAGGAGUCAUGGAUUUGUGGUUAUUCAAUAAAUUAGUAUCUUCGAUUAAAGGUAUUUUUGGUUCAAUAUUAGAUAUACCUAACGAAUUCUCACUAAUUUCUGGACAUAAUAAUAUUAUUAAAAAAUAUGAGAUUGUACCUAAAUUAUUUUCAUUAAUAACAAUUGGUAAGACGCAUAUUUAUACAGAUAAGAAUAACUCAUUCGAAGAAUCUUAUAUCAAUUAUAUAUAUGAUUCUCUAUAUGCAUUCAUCUCGGCAAUUAUAGUUAAUCUUAUAACAUUAUUGUUAUUAUUUAUUGUAAAAAUUAUCAAAAUUAAUAAAAGAUAUAAUAAGUAUUGUUAUACUAAAAUUACGGAAGCACUUGUUUCGAUAAUUCCAUAUACAUUAAUAUUUACUUUAUCCAAUUCAUUAAAUAUAAUAAGUAUGACUAAAUUUAAUAUUUUGGUUAAUGAAGUGUUUAUUUCACACAAUAUUUUGAAAGUAUUUUCAGUUCUGUGUAUUAUCACUUCAUUACUGAUUUAUAAAAUGGUCAGCCAUUUUAAUCGCAAUAUUAUGGAUGGAAUAUUUACUUACAGUCCAUGGAAAGAUUGUAAUUAUGUAUUGAAAUCCCCAGAAUUUCCAUAUUUUAAGACAAUACAAUGGCCACUUCAAACUAUCGGAGAGACAAAUAUAAUAAAAAUAGGGAAAGGAAAAAAUUAUUUUUUAAUCGAAUAUAAAUUAGAUAUUCCACAUAGAAAGGGAAUUGAUAGUGAUUUAUAUCACCUUUCAAUAAUUUCAGCAACAUUUAAUAAAUUCAAUGAUCCUAAUUUAAGUAUUCAAAUGAAUGAAGAGCGUAUGUCGAUUUUAAACACUCCUGCUGCAUGGAUAAAAACGAAUAUGCCUGGAACGAAAACUGUUCAUAACAAUGAAUUAAUUACAAAUAUUAGUCUGUCUGAUCUUUUUAUAUUAUCUAUUCGUGGAUACAAUGAAAAAUUUUAUAUACACCAUUCGCAAACAUUAUCAAAUAAAUCAACGUGUUCAAUAUCAUAUGUAUUCACGGCCGUUUUACUAAUUUCAUACUCUAAUUUGGCUCCGGAUAUGUAUUUCAAGAAUUCUAAAAUUGUUGUAUAUAUUAUAUGUGUUAUUGUAUUAAAAUUAAAUGAUUUUAGAAGAUCAAAGAAUCAUAAAUUUCAAAAUGAAUGGUUCAAGUUUAACGUCUAUAGAUCGAGCUUGGUUGAUUUAUCUUCUUAUGGAAUUUUAAUCGGAUUAUGUAUUCUGAAAAUUUUGAUAAGUGUUAAUAUAGAUCCAAAGACAAAUUUAAUGAAAGGACUUAGUAUAAUGUCCUCAUUGAUAAUGUUUUCAUCAAUAAUUCCAAGUAUCGUCAUGGUAUGUAUAUGGGCAACAAAUAUGAUAGUAUAUUAUAGUAAAGUGUGUAAUAACAUUGUUAAUUUAUCAUUAUCAUAUAUAAAAAUCAAUAUUUCUUUACCAAAAACGGCGAAAAAAAUUAUUGAUAGCGAAAGUGGUUUAGAAAGAAAUAAUAUUAACAAUGUACUUGACUAUAACGAAAAUGGUUUUGAAUCCGCUCAUACUGAUCAACUUGCAUGCUAUAUUGAAAACAACAAUUCCGAAUCUAGCUUGAUAUAUAAUGCUAUAUUCAACGCAGCAAAGCCUGUAGUGGAAUUAGACGUAUUAAGAUUUACAUUCCUAUACAAUAAUAUACCAAUAUCACUCAAUGCUUGUUAUAUCCCACUUAAACAAUAUAAAAAGUUACUAUAUUAUUUUGGAGAAUUAUGUGACUUACCAAAGGGAAUUGAAAUAAUUAAUAAUUCAAAUUUAACUAUUUGCCCAGCGGAAGAGUUUAAUGUAGAUGCAGAUUUGACGAAUUUUUUUGCUACUAUUGAAAUUUCAAGACCCCUCCAAAUAUCAAAUUCACUACCAAAUAUACAUAAUAAUUGUUUAUCAUUGGAUAUAAAACCACCAGGAAUUCCGCGUGAAGAAGGAAACAAAUUAUAUGAUGUUAAUUAUGAUGAUACAAAUCACAUGCUGAUAAUCACAGGCCCAUUCAUAACACCAUCUGGUAUUUAUAUUUUAAGAGCCAGCAUAAAAAAUGAAUGCAAAAACGAUUCAGAUGCAAAUUUUAUCACAUCCAUGAUAGCAGAUAAUUGCAAAUGCCAUUAUCAUGGAAUAUUACAUGUACCUAUAAACCCAGAAUAUAUUACAUAUCUAAGCAUAUACAAUAAGAUUCAUAUAUAUAGAUAUUCGGCGGGUAAAAGUAUAUCGUUUACUAUAAAUCCUAAAUCGACAUAUGUUGAAAUAAAUACUGUAUCAAACCAUAUGGUCCUGAGGAAUCAGAAUUUCGUACAAGGCUAUGUAUACAAAGUUCAAUACAAAUGUUUGCCGAAUAAAACCAACCUUGGAUUCAUGGAAACCGUUAUAGCAGAUGAGAAUAUUUCGAAAAUCGAAAUACCUAUUUUGAUUCCAAAAGAAAAUUUUAAUUAUCGAUUAUAUGAAUACCAUGUUACCAAUUCUAUUGAUAUAACAUGCUCUAUAACUCCUAUGCAAGAAAUUUGGGGAUUUCACGAUGAAUUUAUAUUAAAAAUAAUUAAUUCAUAUCCCAAAGUUUGGGGAUUAUCCAAUAUAUUGGAUUAUAAAAUACCAUGUGCCGUAAAUAGGAGUUUAGAGGAUGGCUUUUAUAGAAUAACCCCCAAAUAUAACAUCGCCGCAUCUAUCGCUGAGGCCCAAAGGGAAGAGUUAAUGGCAUUAUAUUCGGCAUUAAUAUUAAAUCGCAUCAAUUCAUUAGAGUUUACUGGGUUUUAUUUUUAUGACAAAGAAGAAAUUAAUGAUUUUUUCAAUAGUUUUGGCAUUACUCUUCAGCUGAAGGAUAUAUGGAUAAAUCCCAUGUCUGAUUGUGCCAUAAAAAUGUAUGGACAUGAAAAAAUGCAAAAGGCAUACAACGCGUUAUACUUGGAUCUGAAAUGCAAAUUAGAAUUAUACAUUAAUUUAAGCGAACGAAUUGUAUCACAUCUAUGGGAUAUGAAAUCUUUGUAUGAUAAGGAUAUAAUCUUGGAGGCAAUUGACACUUUUGAUAAAUUGACAUUAAACAAUACUUGCGUAGAUUCCGCAAUAGAAUUGGCCAUAAAAAGAGUUUCGAGGGACAUUCCCCAAGAUUCAAUUAAAAAAUUAUUAUUUCCACCAAUAAUUUCGGGAGAAUAUAUCAAAUGGAAUAUACACCUAUCGAAUCAGUUGGAUGAAUGGAAAAGCGAAAUUAAGUCAUUUUUUGACAUAAAAAUAGGUGUUUUAAAUUCAUUUUCAAUGUUGACUUCGUCUUACGCAAUAACAUUGGAUUUUACAUUAUCAUGCCUAGGUAAUAGUUUAAGAAGAUUAUCUAACGAGUUUAAUCUUCUAUAUAUACUAAAUGAAAGUAAUGUCAGAUAUAAAUUAACGCAUAUAGUUAUAACAGAAAAAUCUCUAAUCUCCAGGAAAAAUGAUUGGAAUAUACCAUCAAACUAUAUGCAUACAACAUCAUUUAAUGCAUUAAUGGGAUAUGUAAAAAUCAAAUACCCUUACGAUUCAUUGGAUACAUGGUAUCCUGCCUUUUUGAAUUGGAAACCUCAUGGAAUAAUAUUUGAUGUGAUAAAUGUAGAUCAAGUUUACGUAAAAUUUACGGAUAUUUCAUCAUUAGAAAUUGAUUGUGACUUUGACGAUUGUGAAAACGAACCUAGUGUUUUCAAUGGAUUAUUUGAUUCAGAAAAAAUGAAAAUAUUAUCAUUAACGUGUAAAAAUAAUUCAUUCAAAACAAUUGACAUCGAAUCCUCUGAUAAAGAAAAUGUUUGCGCAAUGAAAGGAUUUGUAUACCAAACGGUUGAUAAUUACAAACUGUACUUCAAAACAACAUAUUCAAAUAGCAGGUGCUUGGAAUUGAUAUUUGAUGAGUAUACCAGAAAUUCAAAGAUUGAGAAUGACAAUUUGAUUAUUAUGGAAGUUAAAGAUAAUAAAAAAGGGCUAAAUAAUAUAAAAAAAGACGAAAUAGGAUCAAUCAAAGGAUAUAUUCAAGAAUCUCACAAUGGGUCUCUUAGUGAUAUCAUUGACAAAGGGGAAAGUAUUGAGAGUGAAUUGGGACCAAAUGAAAGUGUAUCUGAAAUUUCUGUCUAUAACUAG